AUGGCGUUUGAUCUUGUUCGAAAACGUCUGACGAAAGAACUUAAACUACUAACAGAAAAUCCAACACCAGGGAUUCGAGUAGUAGAAGAUUUUUCUGAUCUACGAAAAAUUCGUAUUGAUAUUGAAGGUGCAUCAGGAACAUUAUAUGAUGGUGAAAAAUUUCAAUUACUAUUUAAAUUUUCUGAUCAAUAUCCAUUUGAUUCACCACAAGUUACUUUCAUUGGUUCUAACAUUCCUCUUCAUCCACAUAUUUAUUCAAACGGUCAUAUAUGUCUGUCAAUUUUAACAGAUGAUUGGUCACCAGCAUUGAGUAUCAAUGCUGUUUGUCUUAGUAUUUUAUCUAUGCUUUCAAGUUGCAAAGAUAAGAGUCGUCCACCUGAUAACGAUUGGUAUGUCCGUACAGCAUCUAAUGAUCCCAAAAAAACACGUUGGUGGUAUCAUGAUGAUGCUGUUUGA
This is a messenger RNA of Rotaria sp. Silwood2, 456 nucleotides long. The record is from the annotation of a GenBank genome assembly. Lineage: Eukaryota; Metazoa; Rotifera; Eurotatoria; Philodinida; Philodinidae.